CAAAUGUUGCUUAGAACUUGUUUAGCCACAAAACGCUUACGGAACAUGUUUCAAGUGGUUGCUGGCAACAGCAACAUAUCAGCAUGUUGGCAACGCGCAUUGUGGCCAAAGGAAAAAACCUUACACACUCUCGGACUUACACAUACACUUGCCUCCAUGUUGCUGUUACCUAUUUUGCAAUGUUUGUGUUUUGCUAAAGUUUUCCACCACUUUUCUCACAGUAAUUUUCUUGCUUUGCUCAGCCGUCGAACAGCUGCUGAUGUGCAACGCAGAGAGCGCUGCUAUCUAUACAGCUGUUUCGUGCCGCAAAGCCUGCAGCAUAUCAAUGAAGCAAACGCAAUGACGCCGCCAAAGAACACACGAGAUUUGGUCGAAGCAAAACACACAAAAGCGCACACUUUCAAGCGCAUUCGUGCAUUCGACUUAUUGUUGGCUUUGCAUAGGCCGGCAAAUAUGGGACGUCAAGCAGCGCGCAGUCGCCGCAGUGGCGUUGAUGUCGGCGGCGCGGCCGGUGGUCGUGUUGCUGCCACUCACUGUCACGGUCGCUGAGGCGGACGCCAAAGCUUCCAGCAGCUCGGGCGUUGUUGGGUUUCAUCAGUACAAUUUGUGCGUUCGGCGUGUGCGGUUGCGAAUUCGAGUGGUCUCGGCUAACCAAGCAGUAAAGUGGCUUUAGUGAACAGUAACUACAAGUUGUUGUAAGCGACGCGGCAGUUGUGUUUUCGUAGUUUUGUUAUUGCCUUUUAAUCAGCGCAAUGCAAAGUUGGCUUUCGUUGCACGCUUUACGCUGACACACAUAAACACACGAACCAGCGCUUCAACGGAGCUUAAUUGUGUACGCGUAUUGCCUCAUUUAUUUGUGUUAGUUUGCGCCUUUUUUCGGUCAUUUAUCGGUAUUUCGGCCGACUUUGGUGACACAGUGUACUUAGUGCGGCUGCUGUUCGUGUUGCAUGCAACAUUUGCCGGUUUGGCUUUAUUCAGUCAUUCAGCGACUGCCAUUAGUGCAUGAAAUCGUGCGCGCGUGUGUGCUCGCGUGUUGUGAUAGCGCUUAGCGUUUCUGGCUACGGUGCACAGCUAGUGAAGCGCGGUGCAGCGGCAAGCGUGCGAGGUGUUGAAUUCGUGUUCGCGACAUAUUUUUUCCUCCACCUAUAGUGUUUCCAUAUUCAUUGCUGUGUGUUUCGAUUUGUCACCGCAUGUUUGUUGAUUUUGGUUUUAUUGGCUCAGAGCGAUUUUUUAUGGCAACAAAGGUCGUUUACUUUUCGGCAUUGCAGCAGCCGCUGGUGGAGCUGUUGAUUCGCAUUCACUUUCGAUUUCUAGCUAAUAAACUGUUUGAUUAAGUUUCCUGAGCAAAUUUAGAGGCUUGAAGACAUUAAAUGAAACAUAAAAUGAAGAAAAAUAAAGUGAAUGAAAUAAAAUUGAUUAAAAUAAAGUUAAUGAAAACGCGUUAAAUUAAAUAAUAUCAGUUGAAUGAAACUAAAUUAACUUAAAUCCAAUAGAAAAACUCAGAAACUUGAAAUGAAAUAAAUGUAUAUAAAAAAUAUAUUUAUAAAAAGUAAUACUAAUAAACAAAAAAAGAAUUAAAUAUGUUAGUUAAUUUAUUUAUAUUUAAAGUAAUACAGCGACUCAAAAAAUUAUGGCUAUUGCUUAUAUUAAUAUGCCAAUUUAAUAGUAAUAUGCUUACAAUUUUACAACAAUUUCACAAGCAAUAUUACAUUAUCACCUAAUAUAAUUAAAAUAAAAGCCGUUCACAGGUGAAUUUCUUAUAGCAAAAAAGGGUAUAAGAAAGUAUGUAUCUUAAUUUUGAUCGAUAAAAUUGUACGGCAGCUAUAUGCUAUAGUGGUCCGAUCUAAGCAAUAUGUUCGAAGAUUUUAGCACUGUCUUAGGCAAUAAUCUAUACCAAAUUUCGUAAAGAUAUCUCUUCAAAUAAAACAGUUUUCCAUAUAAGGAACGUGUGUAAAAUUUCAGCAUGAUUGCUCAAAAACUGAAGUAUUAGUUCGGGUUUAUACAUGCGACAUAGCUAAAUCGAGUCAGCUCGCCACGCUGAUCAUUGAGAUUUUAUUUUCCUUACGAGAAUUUUUAGUUUUCUCAAAUAAAUAUUUAUAUCUCAGAAUUUCAUUCAUUAAAACAAACACUUGAAUGUUCUCUCAUUUGCAAAAUAAAAAAAAAAAAAAAGAAAAGGCAUCGAUAAAGAAUCGCAAAUAUUCCAAAAACGCAGCCGUCUGCCACCCACCUGAAUGUCAUUUGCCUAAUAUUUAUCGCUGUCGCUUUCUGGGUGCAUGUGAGUCGCAGCAUGUGACAAGGUGAAUAACAAUAACACGCAAACAAACGCACAAAUAAGGCGCUGGCGAAUAGUGAGAACGUAAAAGAAAAACAACAACAACAAUAUGUGAGUAGCAGCAAAUAACUGCCAAAGGCGUGAAAAUACAUAAAUAAAUGCAAUAAGAAAUCAAAACAAAGAAAUUGCAAUAAAUAAAUAAAAUUACAACAACAAUAUGUGAGUAGCAGCUAAUAACUGCCAAAGGCGUGAAAAUACAUAAAUAAAUGCAAUAAGAAAUCAAAACAAAGAAAUUGCAAUAAAUAAAUAAAAUUACAAAUUACAAAUUAAAAAAAAAAAUAAAAUAAAAACAAAGCGAAAAAAACGAAAAAUCGCAAAAAACGUGUGGCCAUAAUUUCGGUAGUUUAUUGUGUGCGGGAUUCUUUGGCGACCCCGUUUCAUUGUUGUACCAAUUACUGUUGUAAUUGUUGCUGUGCUGGCACAAUUUUACGGCCCGCUUGUUAUUCGUGUUGUUGUGCGGUAUUUACGCGUGAAUUUUCGAAAGUGGUUGACCUCAGCAAGUGGCAAGGGGGCGUGCUGACUGCAGCGGUGACAACAACAAACAAGCAGCAAAAGCAUCGCACCAGUGCAACGGCAAGUCAACAACAGCCAAGCGAGCAGCAAAAGCACACGCAAAUCAACGGCGGAAAGUUUCCAAUCAACCGAAGCGUUACCCUUACAACUUAGACACAAAUGACAUUUGUUCACUCAAAUGACAAACAGCGAAGAACUUAAAUACUUUUCCAUAGAACAUCUGUAAAGAAGUAGAAAUAAAUAAAAGCAGCAAAAUGACAAGUUGGUCGUAAACCCUCUGCACGGCAUCGAUUACACUCGAACAAUACUAUCUCCUCUAACUGUCACUAAUCAGCGCUGUUGUUGUCUGUUCAUAGCUGGCGGCAUUCGCCAGCAUAGUUUUGUCAUCAUGUAUGCGAAAUGUGUUGCACACACGACUGUCAUUAAAUGACAAAUGUUUGGCAGCAUCAAUCAGUGGCGUAUCGAAAAGCAACAACAACAGGAACAACAAAGUCAACUGCCAACACUACAAAAAGCACAUAAAAACGCGAAGAGAGAGAGACAGACUCAGACUAGGAGAUCGCGUUGUGUGCGGUGCGGUCGGAUAGCGCUCUGCAAGUGUACUGGUAACGGCAUGGCCAUUAGCCGGGGGCGCGGCAAUCGCAUGCACUCUUGGUUUCUUCUCAAAGAUUCGGUGAUAUUCGUGUUAGUUUUGUGCGUGCUACAGUUGCUGCAGGCAUAUGCGCUAAGUAAACUAGUGAUAAGCGCGGAGAUGUUACAAGCUGCCCAAAGUGGUGGCGUAAAUGAGCGACGACCAGAUAAUAAUGCCACCGUAGACCGUAAGGAACUAGGCGCCGUAGAACGCGCUAUGACAGAGUUUGUAGAGACAUUACUGCUUGGUCAACAAUCGGCGGGAGAAACCAAAGAAGCGACUGAGAAGCUUGCUACUGCCAGUAACAGUAUUAGUAUGAGUCAGAAGAGUAGUGAGAUUAGCAAUAGGGAUAGGAUUAGUAACAAUAGUUUAAGUAAUGGUAGUAAUCACAACACAACCACCACAUCAGAUAAGUCAGCGCCGAUUGACGCGCAUAAAUCAAGUGAUAAGCGAGUUGGUAAGCCACAAGCCGCACAUGAAAGCGAUACACGAAAGCUGAGCAACAUCGCAAAUAUACACAACAACACACAGCGUAUGCUUGCGGUGAACGCCGCUGCCGCCACAGCCUUCGACGACAGCAAGCCUCAUCUCGAUGGCGGUGCAAAUGCCACUGACAGCAAGCAAAUACAGCGCGCGGUCGUCAACAUACCCGAGCAGAUACGUGAGAAUGUCGUAUUAUCAUCCGUCGAUCCGGAAAAGGAGGCGCAGUUGUUGUACGAGCAAACUUUGCUGGAGUAUCAUGGCAGCAUACAGGCGGCCGCAGCGGCAAGUAGUUCACCAUCAGCCGUCAUAGCUGAUAAGCCAACGACGGGGGAGAAUGGGCGUACGUCACUACUGGAAGGCGCUACCGCAGAGCGGCAACCACGCACUCUGCACAGCGUAUGCGAAGUAUGGACGCAGAAGCAUUGCCAUUGCACCGGCACUCUGGAGCGGCUAUCACUGAGUUGUCGUGGUAUCGGCGUUGUUGCGGUGCCGGUGGAGCUGCCAGACACCGUUGUAACAUUAGAUUUGGGCAACAACAACAUAACUAGAUUUGAGGCUAAUACAUUUUUUAUGGUAUCGAACCUCGAAGAACUAACUUUAGCCGACAAUAGCAUCAUUAAUAUUGAUCCGAAUGCAUUUUAUGGACUUGGUAAAUUAAAACGUUUGAAUUUACAAAAUUGUGGCCUUAAAUCUUUGCCGGCGCACACAUUUCAAGGAUUGAAGAAUUUAGUUUCACUCCAGCUGAACGGCAACGCCUUAGCCAGCAUGGACACGGACAGCCUGCAGCAUCUGCCCAAGCUACGCACGCUGCGGCUUGAGGGAAAUCUGUUCUAUCGGAUACCGACAAACGCUUUGGCUGGAUUAAAGACACUCGAAGCACUAAAUCUUGGCAGUAACCUUCUGACAAUAAUUAACGAUGACGACUUCCCACAUAUGCCAAAUUUAGUGGUGCUUCUUUUAAAGCGAAAUCAAAUAAUGAAGAUCUCCUCGAGUGCAUUUGCGAAUCUGACGGCGUUAAAAGUGUUAGAAUUGGAUGACAAUUUGAUCAACAGCCUACCAGAGGGAUUGAACAAACUAACGCAUUUGCAAGAACUAUCAGUUACCAGCAAUCGCUUGCGUUGGAUAAAUGAAACGGAUUUGCCGAGAAAUUUACAAACGAUUGAUUUUCGUGCGAAUCCCCUUUCCAUAAUCAUGCUGAAAGCGCUGCGUGGCAUGACGAGAUUGCGAAAAUUAAUUCUUUCCGAUGUGCGUUCACUUAAGGUUUUUCCCGACCUCGAAGGCUGCUUCUCGUUGGAGGUUAUAAAACUAGAUCGCGCCGGUAUCAAAGAAGUACCAGCCAAUUUGUGUCGUCAAACACCAAGACUGAAAAGCUUAGAGCUAAAAACGAAUUCCUUAGUGCGCAUUCCCAAUUUAGCCAAUUGCAGAGAAUUAAGACUGUUAGAUCUUUCGAGUAAUUACAUUGAAUCUCUUAGUGGGCGACCCUUCGCCGGCCUUAAACAACUCCAUGAUUUGGUGCUCUCAUACAAUCGCAUAAAAGCGAUACCUUACGAUGCCUUCUUUGGCAUACCACGGUUACAGUUGUUAGACCUAGAAGGCAACGAGAUCACCGUUAUACACAAAGAAGCCUUUAUGCCUUUCGCCAAGUUGGAAGACCUAAAUUUGGGCAAUAAUAUUUUCCCCGAGUUACCGUCGGCUGGUCUAAGCAAACUGCUGCAUUUAAAGACUUUCAACAAUCCGAAGCUGCGCGAGUUCCCAGCGCCCGACACCUUUCCACGCAUUCAAACGCUCAUACUUUCGUACGCUUACCAUUGCUGCCCCUUCAUACCGUUAGUGGCGAUGUCGGCAGCCAAGAAACCGCCACUUGUACAAGAAGCGGUGCUCUUUCCAUCCGAUUCGGAGUUCGACAUGAGCUUGUGGAACAAUAGCAUGAUGGAUAUUUGGCCGCAGCUGCAAAAUCUCAGCAAAAAGUUUGGCAACCAAAUGCACGACAUUUGGGAUAAUUUCGGGCAAGACUUUAACUACCCCGGUAAUAUUCCAACUUAUGUCGAGGAAUACUUCGAGGAAGACGGCACAGGCACUACGACGAGCUCAAUGGGCAUGACCGGCAGCAGUUUUGCCGGUUUCAGUAAUGGUCUCUUCGGCACAAUGGACAUCGACGUAGCACCAGGCUCCAUACAAUGUCUACCCAUGCCGGGUCCGUUUUUGCCCUGCUCCGAUCUAUUCGAUUGGUGGACUUUGCGCUGUGGCAUUUGGGUUGUUUAUCUACUGGCAUUGCUAGGUAACGGUACUGUCAUUAUAGUGCUGUUGUUUUCACGUUCCAAAAUGGACGUGCCGCGAUUUCUGGUGUGCAAUUUGGCUGCCGCAGAUUUCUUAAUGGGCAUUUACCUCGGCACACUAGCCAUUGUAGACGCUGGCACAUUGGGGGAGUUUCGCAAGUUCGCCAUUCCCUGGCAGAUGUCGCGCACGUGCCAGUUUUCUGGUUUCAUGGCAGUGCUGUCAUCAGAAUUGUCGGUUUACACGCUAGCGGUGAUUACCUUAGAACGUAAUUAUGCGAUAACCCACGCGAUACACCUCAAUAAGCGUCUAUCGCUGCAUCAAGCCUCAUACAUCAUGGCUGCGGGUUGGACCUUUGCGCUAAUCAUGGCCACUUUACCGUUGUUGGGCGUGUCAGAUUAUCGAAAGUUUGCCGUGUGUCUACCAUUUGAGACCACAACCGGCGUGGCUAGUUUAACCUAUGUCAUUGCGUUGAUGUUCAUUAACGGUUGUGCUUUCUUGACGCUUAUGGGCUGCUAUUUGAAAAUGUACUGGGCAAUACGUGGCUCACAGGCCUGGAAUAGUAAUGACUCACGCAUAGCUAAACGAAUGGCACUUCUUGUUUUUACCGAUUUUCUUUGUUGGUCUCCCAUAGCUUUCUUUUCUAUCACUGCCAUAUUUGGCCUGCAACUAAUCACAUUAGAGCAAGCCAAGAUAUUUACAGUAUUCGUGCUGCCAUUAAAUUCAUGCUGCAAUCCAUUUCUCUAUGCCAUUAUGACGAAACAAUUCAAGAAGGAUUGCAUAACCCUGUGCAAACACUUUGAAGAGACGCGUGUUACCCGCGGUGCUGUUGCCGCUAACACAGCACUAGCCGGUGGUCUAAGCCGGCGUGGCGGUGUGCGCAUGCCGAAAGAACUCCCGCCCUUGUUGCCUGCCGCACAUCCACCCGGUUGUCGUUGCUUGCGCAUGAUGCCCAAUGAAAUGCCAAAUUGGCACAAAUUACAGAAGCGCGAUCAAAGGCAUGACUCGUGGAUAUGCAUUACUUGGCAUCGUUUAGCAAUCUGUUGUCAUUGCACCGAUCCGGACGAUGAUGACGAUGAUGAUGUAUUGACACCAGAGAGACGCCGUCUCGACGGACGCCGAACACGUAAAACGAACAAAUCGAAUCAUCGCCACGCGCGUACACAUUCGCACAAUGCCAAUACCGAACCGUACCUUUAUCAGUUCGCUGAGUUGAAGCAGAAACAGAAGCAGACACGCGCCAGCUCGAUAUCUAGUGAGAAUUUCUGUUCGUCACGUUCAUCUAGUUGGCGCAAUGGACCACCAUCGGCAGGCACGCUACCGCACACUUGCAACAUACCACUCAAAAUGAUGGAUCCGAAUCGUCGAAGACAUUCGGCGUGGCUGAUUACACGAAAAACAUCGCAAGACUCGAAUUUGUCGAGCUCCCGCAAUGACAGCUCAGCUUCAGCCACAACGGCUAGUACAUCCACGUUCCGACUGUCGCGUUCAAGUGCGGGCAGUACGACGCCACUACCAUCAAUUAUGGCGCACAGCAGCAAAUCACAGCAACAGCAACUGCAGCAACAUUCGACAAUACCCUCCAAGCCACGCCUUGUGCGUCAAGAGGCAGUGCAAGAGGAGGAAGACUCAUCGCCACCACGUCUUGGUGUUCGUUUUCUGCCAACCAUACCAUCAGCAGCCGAUAGUUCCAUUGUCAUGGAAGAUGGCGAUUCAGCCAUGAAUGUCGCCAGCGUUAUGGGCAUGCCGCUACCGGGCGCAGCAAGCGGCUUCUACACUGUACUACAGGCGCAGAGCGGCGGCGCCGCAAAAACAGUACUCACCACCGCGACGAGCCCACCCAAAGAGGAACAUCCGCCAUGACACUGCUUCGUGUGCAGAAGCGAGAAUAAACACAAAUCGGAACCACCAAAAAGUGAUAACAAUGUUAAACGUUGUAUUAGUGAGGCAUUUCUUUGACGCUUUUAUUGCGUGUACUAACCAUGUAAUACAUAUAAAAGUAGUUACCAUUAUUUAUAAAUUAUAUAUUGUAUUGAUUAAGUGCAACAAUUACAAAAACAUGUAGGUAGUCAAUUUGAACAGUAGCCGUUAGAAAUGCGUGUUUGUAUGUUUGUACGUAUAUAUUUAGCCCUAAGCUGCAUAAAAAAUUAAUCAGGUUUAUCGCUUGAAUUACACAAGAUGUUUGUAUCUAUGUAUAUAUGUAAUGCUGAGCACUUAACAUGACUUAACUGACUAAGCUCCGCUACCUGUUGAGCCAACAUAAGACCUUUUUUUGCACACUAUUUUGAAAACAUCAUCCCCUCAGCAGAUUCGUAUUCUUACUUCAAUUCACCCUUUCCCCUUUUGUGUACUUAUAUGGUUAAAGUGCACUUCUCCUGUGAAGUUGUCGUCCAAUAUUAAAGCUUUAAUUAGAAUUUAAUCGAUUUUUAAUUUGUUUUUUAUUUAUUCAAAAUAUGCAAAAAUAAUAAUAAUUUCCAACAAUUUUCGAGUAUACAUAUGUAUAUUUUAACCAUACCAUAUACAAUAUAUGCAGCAAUGUUAUAUAUUAUUUACUCAGAUCAACGAGGGAGAGAUACUCGAAAGCUUACUAAGCAUCACUUGUUGUAACUUUUAUGAUGAAAUCCGCUAACCUACGCUUAUGAAAUUCUUUGCUCGCUACCUUUGAAAAAAGUUUUCAAAUCUUUUUUUAUUUAAAAUAUCGGUAUUAAUGUAAUAUAUAGUUUUAUCUGCUGUGUGCUUUUAUUAAUGUAUAUAGCUGUAAGUCUAAAGUGAUAGUAUUUCUAAGAAAUACUAAAUAAGAAAUACUCAUAAGCAAGUCUAGGUAUAUAAAAACACGAAUUAAAUGAAAAAAAUAUAUAUGCAAAUAUAUAUUAAUGUGUAU
Bactrocera oleae (olive fruit fly) is the source of this 9114-nucleotide messenger RNA. RefSeq names its product G-protein coupled receptor rickets (gene rk). Gene Ontology annotation, biological process: activation of adenylate cyclase activity; hormone-mediated signaling pathway; adenylate cyclase-activating G protein-coupled receptor signaling pathway. Gene Ontology annotation, cellular component: plasma membrane. The record is from RefSeq and is a predicted model, not a curated record. Gene Ontology annotation, molecular function: protein-hormone receptor activity; G protein-coupled peptide receptor activity; protein binding. Lineage: Eukaryota; Metazoa; Arthropoda; Insecta; Diptera; Tephritidae.